UGGUGAUGAAGGCAAAUACAAUCAAUCAAUUUGUAGCAUUGAUGAUCCCCAAUUGGAUUCUAAGAAUGACUAGAAAUUGCCAACCUAACAAGAAAAGAUAAAAACAAUAAUAAACAAAAAGAAGGAGAACGGCUUUAAUAAAAAUGAUAUGUUGCUCCCUGAUGAAACAUAUGAGGAUUACAAACAACGUUUAAACUCAUUGGACUCAGCGGUCGCAAACAUAAGUCAUAAUUCAUCCCUGUCCACUGAAUAUAACAACAAUAGCAACAAUAAUUUGAAAAGUAUUAGCAAAAGACCAAAGGAAUCGCAGAUCAAAUCCAAGUAUCGAAGCAGCAAAGGUAGUUGUGCCAGUUGCGCAGGUGCCGCUGAUGGCGACAGUAGUAACAUUGCUCUUCGAAAAAUUGAUGAAUUUUUUAAUAAUAUUCCCGAUCUCGAGACUGAUAAGUUCCCAUAUUUAUUAUUCACUGAACAUUUAAAGCAAGACGACAUUGUCAAAAACGAAAACAGUGAAAAUGUCAACAGUAAAUGCAAUAUGGUGGUCUGCUGUGCUGCGAAGCAAAAAUCGAAAUUUACUAUUAUUCCAUUGGCUGAAGAUCCUACAUUCAUACGUACCUGUGAAAAGUAUAUACAACAUUAUAAAUUACGACCCGAUUUCUUUUGCCAAUAUUACAAAGCAAUCAGCAACUCAAAUACUUCGUCAUCGGAAAAACAUUCUAAGACGAAAAGCUCGUCUAAUCAAAAAUGCUCUUUGCCAUCCGUCCCAACUAUCAACGUCGCCGAUGAAAGCGUGCAACGUUUCGCUCAACGAACUGCUAUUUAUACGUUGCCGUUGGGGAAGCGUAAAAUAAAAUAUGCAAACGAUUUCCCUACUCUCAAGACAGACGCCUCCUCAUCAAAUGAGGCUGUGCAUCUACAGCAACGUCUCAAGAGUCUCAGCACUGAAUUAGUCACAUUACGAAAUCGUUUGCAUGUGGGUCAGGGUCAAAAUGCAAUUGCCACUGCAACGACACCAACAGCCAAUGGAAGUACAAAUAUAACAUUUCAGCAACAAUCGCAGCCCCAACAGGGCUCCCUAGAAGCGGGCUUGGAAUUGAAUACAUCUAAUUCCAAUCUUAAUAGUACGACUAAUAGCAAUCAUCAUAAUAAUAAUAAUAAUAGCAACAACAACAACAACAACAACAAUAAUAAUAAUAAUAAUAAUAAUAACAACAACACCAACAGCAAUAAUAAUUUACAUAAUAAUAACUUAAAUAAUUUUAAUGGAAAUGGCAAUAAUCCAGCACAGCCGCAAAAAGCGCACCCUGGCUUAAUAUUUUCUACAAUAAACAACUAUAACCACAAUAGCAGCAUUAAUAACAAAAAUAAUAAUAAUAAUAAUAAUACUAGCAACACAUCUAAUUGUAGUAAUAAUGUUAAUUUAACAUCACCUCCGAUAGCAGCGAUUACCGUAACAACAGCCACUAACACUGUCGCCCAUCAACAAACCUCGUCGUCUAUUAUUAACAACAAAAAUUCGCACAUAUUCAAUCACACAUUGCCACAUAAUACGAGCAUUGUUUCUUCCGGCAUUGCCUCAUCAAGAAAUACCUCUAUUCCACAUCCAUUGCCCCAUCAAAUCAAUGAAAAAGGUAUCGUGUCCUCGUCUGCUCACAACUUUCUUGAUUCCGUUGUGAUGCCAACUCUACCUGCAUCGACUGUUAAUGUUUUUUCAAACACUGUCAAUACGCUCCCAAUACGGCCGUCAGCACAGACACAUAUACAAAAUCAGCCGUUACCCUUUAUACCUCUUCAAAAACAUUUGAACCCCUGCCAUGGCAUCAGCACGCUGCCCAUGGGAUAUCCUAAUUCAAAUUUCAACGGGGCUCAGAUCGCAAUGCAUAAUAGCAAUGCUAAUAAUCAUAACAGCAGCGGUCUUAUGAGCCCAUAUGCCAAUCAAGCGAAAAAUAUAUCGCAUAGCCAACAACAACAGCAGCAAAGACAACUGAUCAAACGGCCUCAUGAACUGGAAGAUCUAAUACACUUAUCUGGGCCGUUAACAGAAGACGCUGUAAUGAGAACCUUACAGGCCAGAUUCAAUGACAAUUGUUACUUUACGAAUGUCGGGCCGAUACUGCUGUCCAUUAACCCGUAUUUGGAUGUAGGCAACCCCCUAACUCUUUCUUCAACACGUUCUUUACCGUUGGCUUUACAGCUUCGCAAAAUUGUGCAAGAAGCUGUACGACAACAGGCGGAAACAGGUUAUCCUCAAGCUAUUAUACUAUCCGGCACAUCAGGAGCGGGAAAAACUCAUUGCUCUAUGUUAUUGUUGCGUCAAUUAUUUGCUGUCGCUGGGGGAGGACCCGAAACAGACGCUUUCAAGCAUUUAGCUGCCGCCUUCACGGUAUUACGAUCGUUGGGCUCGGCAAAGACUACCUCAAACUCUGAAUCCAGUCGUAUUGGCCAGUUUAUUGAGGUCCAGGUUACAGAUGGUGCUUUAUAUCGCACAAAAAUUCAUUGUUACUUUUUGGAUCAGACGCGCGUUAUACGACCGCUGCAUAAAGAAAAAAACUACCACAUUUUCUAUCAAAUGCUGGCAGGAUUAAAUCGCGAAGAACGCAUAAAAUUGAAUUUAGAAGGAUAUUCGCCGACUAACUUACGUUAUUUGCAGUAUGGUGACAUAAAUCAAAAUGAGCAGGACGAUGCUUCGCGCUUUCAAGCCUGGAAGACGUGUUUGGGUAUUUUAGGCAUACCGUUCUUGGAUGUGGUACGAGUGCUGGCGGCCGUUUUGCUUUUGGGAAAUGUGCAAUUCGUUGAUGGACAGAACCUCGAAGUUGAUGUGAAGGGGGAAUCUGAAUUAAAUGCAGUUGCCAGUUUGUUGGGAGUACCGCCGGCAGCACUUUGCCGCGGGCUGACGACGCGUACCCAUAAUGCGCGCGGUCAACUUAUUAAAUCUGUUUGUGAUGCGAACAUGUCCAAUAUGACACGAGAUUGCUUGGCAAAGGCUUUGUAUUGUCGCACUGUCGCCACUAUCGUUCGGCGGGCAAAUAGUCUAAAACGUCUCGGUUCCACUCUUGGUACUUUAAGUUCAGAUUCCAAUGAAUCGGUACAUAAUCAGGCCGAUAUUAAUUCCCAGCAUGCCUCCACAAUAGGUGGAAAUUCCGGUUCUAAAUCGAUGGCUGCUCUCAACAAUGCCGUCCGUCACGCAACAGAUGGUUUUAUAGGCAUACUAGACAUGUUUGGUUUCGAGCAACCCACGCCACAUGCUCAACUAGAACAUCUAUGCAUUAAUUUAUGUGCGGAGACAAUGCAGCACUUUUACAAUACACAUAUAUUUAAAAGUUCAGUUGAAUCUUGCCGCGACGAAGGCAUAAUUUGUGACACAGAAGUUGACUAUGGGCAGGGUCAUAUGGACAAUGUACCUUGUAUUGAUUUGAUUUCUUCAUUGCGUACCGGUUUACUUAGUAUGCUGGAUGCUGAGUGCUCAGUGCGAGGAACCGCCGAAAGUUAUGUCGUGAAAAUUAAAGUGCAACACAGAAAUUCACCGCGUCUAGAGAGCAAACAUACGGGUGAACCGCAUGAUCCUCGUAUGUUUACAAUACGUCAUUUUGCCGGACGUGUAGAAUACGAUGCCACUGAUUUUCUUGAUACUAAUCGCGACGUGGUGCCCGAUGAUUUAGUAGCCGUAUUUUAUAAGCAUACCUGUAAUUUUGGAUUUGCUACUCAUCUAUUUGGUUCCGAAUUAAAGGCCUUGUUUGCUCUGCAAAGUGUACCUAGAGGUCUAAGUUUUCGUAUUGCACCCACCUCCCAUUCGGAUUUAUUGAAUGGUGAUGAACCGGUGUCCACGCUUACUCAAGAUUUCCACACACGCCUGGAUAAUCUCCUUCGCACUCUGGUGCAUGCGCGUCCACAUUUUAUACGUUGCAUACGGAGCAAUUCCUCUGAGGGAGCUGGUUGCUUCGAACGUAUGUGUGUGGUCAGACAGAUACGGUCGCUGCAAGUAUUGGAAACUGUUAAUCUAAUGGCUUCUGGUUUUCCCCAUCGCAUGCGAUUUAAACAGUUCAAUGCCCGUUAUCGCAUGCUGGCUCCAUUCUGCUUGGUAAGGCGCAGCGAAGAUAAAAUGGAAGAGUGUUGCAAUAUGAUACUGCAGUACGCUAUGGAGAAUCCACCUGUUGUGGAGGGGUCUGUCACUUUAGCCUGGGCUCCUGGCAAACGUCACGUGUUCUUAAGCGAAGGCAUACGUCAGCAUUUAGAACACUUAAGAACGGAAAUUCGCAACAAGAGUGCCACUCUAAUACAAGCUUCGUGGCGAGGCUGGCAAUGGCGAAAGAAGAUGGGUGCCGUUAAACAUCAACGAUCACGGGUUCAUAACAACGGAUUGCUGGUACUACCCACGGCAAUUAAGCUUACCAAGAACCACGGCAGCGGUAACAAUCCCAGUCACAAUGGCAUUCAACUUUCAACAACAGCAACAUCAACUGGUUUGGGGGCGCCAUCGGCAACAUCGACAUCUGGACAGCGCUUAUCAACGAAAACCACUAACCAAAACGCUGUCACAAGGCCAAGACCGCAACCAAUUGCUGGCACUCCGCCCCCGGAUCCAAAUGAGAAAUGCGAUGCGAAAAUAAUACAACAAACGUGCACGCUAUUUGGAUUGGACUUGGAAAGACCGCCACCCGUGCCGCCGUCACGCAAUUACACAAUUGUUGGGAAUUCUAAAUUGAAUUUUCCACAGAAUCGCGUUAUGAAAAUGACUUUCCCAGAAGAUACUCUAUCUAAUUUACCACCCGAGCAAUUGAAGAAAGGCGAAACUGUUACUGUGGUUGGAGCCUCUUCUUGUCGCGGUCACUUAAUUGUCGAGCAUAAAGGACAAAACUAUCACGUACCGUAUCAGUUUAUGGAAUUGAUCCGAGGGCAAAACAUCAAUCUAAACAAUGCAGGCAACAACAACAACAAAAGUACCAACAACAGUAAUUUGCCAAAUAAGAGCAACAGUAACAAUAACAUCCCGAAUCUUUCCAACAGUGGUGGUAAUGGGACAACAAAUGCCGCUGUUAAAAUAUAGGAGAAGAAGAGAAAAGCAUGGGGAAGCCGCGAAAGUAGCUUAAGAGUUUUUUUUACUAAAGUAUUUAAUAUAUAGGUAGAAGACUGUAAAUAAUUUACUAAUAAACAUAAUGCAAAUGCAUUAAAAGCCAACGUAGAAAAUAAGCAUAUGUGUGCUUAAUGAAAUAGUAUUACUUUUCAGUGAUAAGUUCUGUGUGAGAAAAUAAAUUGAAAACUCACCAUUUACAAAAAAGUAUUAUUCACAUUAUUGCUUAUUAGUUUACCACUUACUUACACGCACAUACAUACACGUAGAUGUGCUUUAGAUUUUUUACGAAAUUCACUAAAGUGCCAAUUAAUAAUUAAUAACCAAGAGAAAUGUCUUACAUAUAAUUAAGAUCCCGACUAGCCGUGAUUGUACGGAAACUUUCUUUUAAAAGUUUGUUCGAUAGUUGCGAAAUUUUAUUCGUUGUAUAUAUUCAUAAAUUUUUCAUUAUAAAUGUUUAUAAUUUUUGAAAAAAAUAACACAGCUGACAGCUAAUGUUGUAUUUGAUUUGCAUUUUGCAUUUUGUACUUCUGAGUACAGUUACGGUAAUAUUGGAAUUUGCCAGCUUAAGGUAACUGUGCAUUCUUAGCGUGAAUGUAUGAGACCAAGUAUACACAAAGUUUAAUGUUAGCUAUGAAAAGACUACACUUGUGUUCAAUAUUUUACAUCAAGUUCUUCCAUAUUAGAGACUUCUUAGAUAUUACGUUAAUUAAUUAUCUUAAUUUAUUGCACAAAUUCAAACCUAUUGAGUUUAUCUCUUUAAGAAUAUCCCACGAAAUUUGCUGUAUAUACACACAUUUUGAAAUUAUAUCUUAUCACAUAAAAAGUUUGACUUU
Messenger RNA from Glossina fuscipes, 5901 nucleotides. It is a transcript of the gene dachs, whose product is annotated as unconventional myosin-IXb. The record is from RefSeq and is a predicted model, not a curated record. NCBI's taxonomy places the organism in Eukaryota, Metazoa, Arthropoda, Insecta, Diptera, Glossinidae. The coding region runs from base 149 to 5041 and encodes 1630 amino acids. Gene Ontology annotation, biological process: vesicle transport along actin filament; actin filament organization. Gene Ontology annotation, cellular component: cytoplasm; vesicle; myosin complex. Gene Ontology annotation, molecular function: cytoskeletal motor activity; actin filament binding; ATP binding. The transcript is spliced from 11 exons.